GCAUACAGUACUGAAAUUUUGUUGUUGGUCAUACUGCUAAAACUAAAACUUGUUAUGUGAGUGAUAGCACGAUUAUUUCAAAGAUAUUUUCACAAAAUAUCUUCAGAAAUGUUGUAACUACAUUAUGACGUCAUGUAUGUUACACUGACGUAGAGAACAAAGGUUGGCAACACAACGCUAGUAUUAAUGAAGUGACAUGGUCCUGUGGCUCUGGAGGGUUGUCCUAGGAUAUCUCUACCUGUUAAUUAUACCCGGAUGUGCACGAUUCACAAACGACAAACGAGAUUAUAGAAAUCCUGAAAUCAGCACGAGGAAAUUUUCUUAUCUAAAUUUGUUAUUUUAAUAUAACAAAUCUUUAUAAAACGCGCAUUGGAGCUGGAACGGCAAAGAUUCAAUAGCUAUAUAUGAACGGAAGUACAUGUAAACCCACGUGAUGUAUCUGCGUUAUGUGUGUAAUGUAAAACUAAUUUAAUUAACAAAAUGUUUAUUCACGUGAUUUUUUCUUCUAUAGUCGCCAAACGUUAGAUUAUAACACACAACUGUUAUGACUGUUAUGGGCGUACAGUUGUUCCUUUGAAAUCGCUUUGGAAGUGUUUUAUUUAUUUAUUUGUUUAUUUAUUGUUUGUUUUGCAUAUUAUUUCUUUUAUUUAUUGCUUGCUUUAUUUAUUUUUUUGAAUUAUUUAUGUUUUGAUCUACGUUUUAUUAUUAUUUGCUCUUUCUUUGGAUACACUAAUCGUGAUUCGCGUUACCUGAAUGGGUCUAAAAACCAAUACUACCGGAUAUUGAACACAAAUCUCAAAUCAGAACUGUGUCACGCUUCAUUUGCGACCAAAACAUCCAUCUUCAUUUGCGCCGUGAAUCCAGGCGGAACCACUCAUCAGUGUAAUUAAUCUACAGACUUUGUUGCUAGUGCUUGGAGAAAAUCGGAGGUUCAUAAAAACCACAGGUUGUUUACUACGUGAAAGCAUGGAGGAAAUCCAAACCUCCAGCCAGUCAAUGAUGCUGAUAUCGGAGAAAGAGCGGGAGUACCUGGCCAAGCUGUGCUGGCUGCUGCAGGACGCGGGCACACAGGCUCUGAGGACAACCUUCAACAGCAUCCACCCCCCACUGAGCCUCAACGAGCACCUGUCCCACUACAACAUCAAGGCCGUGCUCACGAAGCUGAUGGACGCGCGGGUGAUCGACCAGCGGCACUGGAACCUCAUGUACCCGAAGAAGAACCGGCCCACGUCGUCGCAGUUGUACGACGCCAAGCUGACGCUCAUUUUGCUGGAGACGAUCUGCCACCUGUCGGCGCCGUACCCGGGCGGUUGGCAGUCGAACCCCCUGCAGACGGACACCAGUAUGAGCGCCGACCUCGUCCGUCUGCAGAAACUGCUGCAGCAGAUAGGAUCUCUAAGCGGCGUGCGGCACGACGAGUACCCAGUGUUAUGGGACCAGAUCGUCGAGGUGUUGGAGCGACUCGGGGGCCAGGACGUCAAGGUGCAGAUCGAGACGAUCCAGGGGGAGGUGGUGCCUGAGGACCAGCUCGACCACUACAUCCAGCAGCUGAAGGACAACUGGAGCUAUGUGAAGGAGAAGAACAUCCGGCGACUCAGGCGGCUGUACGGCAGGGGCGGCAUGGCCAAGCUGUCGUCCAUAGCAGUGAGGAGGGACCCGCGCGUCAAACACGAGAAAGAAGGUUUGAGUCUGGAAGACAAGGAGGUCCUAACGACGAUGACCAAACUUCUGGCGGAGCAGGUCAUUGCCGAAGACAUCCUAGACCGCCUGCAGCAGGGGCAGAUAAUCAAGAUCGGCGACCGCCACGAGAUUAUGGCGCUGACCAAAAACUCGGACCGGAUGCACAUGGUUCUGGACAAGAUCCAGACAUCCAAGUCAACGCACGGACUGAAAAUACUGUGCGACGCCCUCAAGUUCAACCACCCCGCCAUCUACGAUACCGUCAUGGAUUACAGGAAGACUGUCUACAAGCAGGGGGUGAAGGAAGUAGUGGACUUGGUGAAGGUGUGUCAGACCGCCAUGUGCAAUCAGUACCGGACCGUGUUCUCCGCAUUCUACCCAAUCCCCUGGAACGACAACUUCAGCGUCAACGUCUACGACUACUACGUCUCUUUAGACGUAUUCGAUGAACACGGCCAAAAGCAGGACCUCAGAGACAUACUGCCAAUGCAGAAAGCAGCAGGUGUCGGCAAAAGGAUCCUAAUUGAAGGGUGUUCAGGAAGUGGCAAGUCAACGCUAGCAGCGGUGUUGGCGUCCAUGUGGGCAAACAACAAGAACUACUUCAAGCACAGUUAUGACUUCCUCCUAUUUAUUGAUGCACAACGCGUCUCAGAUGAUUUCUCCAGAGAAGUCUAUCACAUGGUCGUACCGGACAGGACACCGAUCACUGGACAAGAGUUCUGGUCAGUCCUAGAAGCUAACGCCCGUAACGUGGUCAUUCUUGUCGAUGGCUAUGAUGACAGAACGAACUGCGAGAAACUCCAUCAAAUCCUCCGUGGGAAGAGGCUUCGCAAGAGCUCAGUAAUCCUCUUUGUCACACCCGAGAUGCACGUAGACAGGCACAUAAGUCCCGACUACAAACUUUUUAACACCGGACUGGGAACAAAUGGCAGAUUAGAGUACAUGAAAUCAUACGCCCACCUAUUGAAGCUCACAAAAGAGAAUGUUGAAGUUCUCAAAGAGUAUCUAUCAAAGAAAGAGUGGCAUCUGUUGCCUCAUUUGUCUUCACCCUUUGUGUGUUUUAUGUUAAUAAUGGUGUACCACAGCAACACAGAACUUGAUUUGCUCACAGUAACAACGUUAUCAGCUCUCUGUGAGCAAUACUGCAUUGUGGUGGCAAAACAGUGCUGCAAACGACAAAAUCUAGAAUAUCAAAAUAAUAACUUUCCCGACGAAGUCAAUGAAGCAAUAAGGACCUUAGGAUCCUUGGCAUUCAAUGCUGUUGUUUCAGGGAAAGUUUCUUUUUCUGAAGCAGACUUUUCUCAGUACUCCUUUAAUGUCUUAAUAACAAAGUGUGGAGCCAUGACCAGGAAUAAUAUGACAUUCGAGUACAGGUUCCUGUGUACCAUGUUCAUGGACUUUCUUGCAGCUCAGCACAUAGAAGGAAUGAUGCAUGCUGAUGUUGUGAGGAUGAUUAGCGAAAAUAACUUCUUGGACAAAUCUCGCUAUGCGCAGCUUGUUUCAUUUGUAUGCGGUUUGUAUGAAGAGGAACCAGGUGUCCCACUCAUGGAUAUGGUGCUCCAAGAGCUCGCCGAAGACGGCGCAGUGAAUGAAAUUAUGUGGGAUGAAAUAGAAAAGGCAGAACGUGAAGAGGAACAAACUGUAGAGUCAGAAGUCAAUGGUGUAGAACACAAUGGUGUAGAACGCAAUGGUGUAGAACCCAUUGAGGAAGAACCCGAUGAGAUAGAAACCCAAGAGGCAGAAAUCGCACAGCGAGAAACCAAUGAGGAAGAAACCCAAGAGGCAGAAUCCAAAGAGGAAGAAACCAAAGAGGCAGAAUCCAAAGAGGAAGAAACCAAAGAGGCAGAAACCCAAGAGGCAGAAACCCAAAAGGCAGAAACCCAAGAGGCAGAAACCCAAAAGGCAGAAACCGAUGAGGCAGAAACCCAAAAGGCAGAAACCAAUGAGGCAGGAACCCAAGAGGAAGAAACCAAUGAGGCAGAAACCCAAGAGGCAGAAAUCACAGAGGAAACAACCCAAGAUGUGGACAAUAUGAGCGAAACAUGUCCAGAACCAAGCUCAGCCCACAUAUUAAAUUACUCUCACCGUUUGCACGGGGUUGCUGAAUGUUAUGAAAGACCUAAUGCUGCAGCAAACCUCGCCAAGUCGAUGUCGUCACGCCUUUUAAUCAGAAGAAAGGGACUCUUUCAUCAUAACUGCAUUUUGGGGCUAUCGUGUGUAUUGGAAUCUGAGUACUGUCACGUGACCCACAUUGACAUAAACCUCCUGCCUGUUUACCUUCACCAGGAUGAUAUAUAUACCAAACUGGCCAAUGCUCUGGGCAAGAAUUCCAGUCUGCAACAUUUGAAAAUCUAUUGGUGGUCGUUGGAUAUAAUGGCUAAAUUUCUUCGCACUGUAAUGCGCGAUGGCAAAGCAUUGGAAAGUCUACAACUUGAGGAUUGUACAAACCACGCACUAAAUGAUAUUUCUUCAAUGACCUGGUCAGCCUUACAAGACAUCUGUGCAAACAGCAAGAACGUGAAGAGAUUUGUGUUUAAUAACUGUCAAACUACUGCUGUCGUGUGCCACAUUAUCAUCCAUCUGCCGUGCAUUGUAGAGGAGCUGGACUUCAGUAAGUGCCUCUUCAAUCUGAUGUGUUCCAGUGCUAUUGCAUCAAAGCUGGAAUGUUCAAAGAUGUUUCGACGUCUGGUCCUGAGUGGCACGAAAAUUCAGAGUUCGGAUUUUAGUGCCUUGGCCCAGGGAAUAAAGCGGUCGAUUUCACUGCAAGAGCUGGACCUUUCCAGCACCGAGCUCGACCAUGUCGGGAUCACUGCUGUGGCAGAGUCGAUCAAACUGAACAGCACGUUGACGACUCUGGAUCUGAGUCGCUGUCAACUAGACGCGUUCAUGUGUAGCAAGCUGGCAGAUGCUCUGCAAUACAGCCGAUCCAUGAACACACUGGUUCUUAUAGAUUCUGACGUGUCGUCACGUGGAAUUCGCUCUCUAUUGGAUGUAGCAAAUUCGAAAAAGAAAGGGCUACAACUUGUAAGAUCAUGAACUAACAUUUCAGUGCUGACAUGUAGUUUUGUAAAAUGUAACUCAUUCGAAGAUGAUGCUGCAACUUGUAUUAUCAUGAACAAACAUCUCAGUUUUGAGAUUCAGGUUUAUUAAAUGUAGCCCAUUCGAAGAUAAUGCUGCAGCUCGUAAGAUUAUGAAGUAACAUCUCUAUGUUGACUUUUAGUUCUAUCAAAUGUAGCCCAUUUGAAGAUGAUGCUGCAAUUUAUAAGAUCAUGCACUAACAUGGUCAUAUUGACUUUUAGUUUUAUCAAAUGUAGCCCAUUCGAAGAUGAAUAAGCGUCAACUUGUAAGAUUAUGGAGUAACCCUCCUCACGUGGACCUUUAUCUUUCUGAGCUGUAAUCCAUUGGAAGAGGAAAAGGUUUCUACCUGUGAGACAAUGAACUAUUGUCUUCGCGUGGAUUUAACUUAACCAUCAGUAGCCCAGUCGAACAUUAAGAAACGUCAAUUUGUUGGACUAGGAACCAGGGACCAGUUUCACAAAAUGUUGUAAGCCUAGUUUUAUACGUAAACGUAAAUCUCCGACUGGAAAAGCACAUUCUGUAAGUGAAAACAGUACAAAUAAUAAAUUCCGAAUACAUAUGAAUAAUUGUCUUUCGUCCCUAUUGUGAUGUGUCUUUUGUAAUGGCGUAAUUUUCUACGUGAAAUAGAUUCAAAAAUAUAUAGACAUACCACAGGUGUUAAAUGGGUAACCCAUAAAAGUAAACUUACAAUGUUUUGUGAAACUGACUCCAGGGCCAUACUUAAUCGAUGGAAAAUGCAAGGGUGGGUAAUUUUUAGUCUAAACGUGCCUUGUUUUUUGGCCUAGCUGGGAGAGACCUUGUAUUACUAUGUGUCCUGGUUCAUUGUUUUAAUUGCCCAUCCUCUAGUUAUUUAGGGCUGUAUAUGGCCUGUCAAUUAAUAUCUUCAUGUGGAGUUUAGCUUAAUCAGAUUUAGCCCAGGCGAAGACAAAGAAGCUUUAACUUGGGGACCAAGGACUAAGUUGAAUUACAGCAUAACGGGUCCCUUGACGACAUUUGUCCUUCAUGUUCUAAAGAACCUUACAAACCCACACGAAGGUGAACCAGCUUCAGUCUUUCGAAUCAUAAUGGCACAACUUUACAAAGCCUGUUUUUUUAAACUUACAAGCUUGUAACUACUUACAUUUACAAUUCUUAAAAACCUGUAUGUACAACCACAAAACCACAGGCUGUGUAAACUAGUUCCAAUAUGAACUUUACAAUUUUUAGAAUUUUCCAAAAAUGUUUUUAUUUCAUUCAGCAGUCAUGUCUCUUUGCAAUUUGCACAUGAAAAUAUAUAGUGUUUUAUAAAUUAUUUGAAUUAAAAUUAUUUUAGCAAAAUAGAGACUUAUGUAAACACACAUUAAAUUUAGUUCAUGAAAUCAUAAAGUGUGGAACAAGACAUAACAGCUAUUAUGUUAUUACAUUUAAGUUCUUGUUUUGGGGGUUUUUUUUUAAUAUAUAUUCUUGUUUUCGUUGUCGGCUGUAUGUUAACUAAAUGCACUUUGUAUGAUAAUAAGGAUACGAUUGCCAACAGAUACGGAAACGUCUAAGUGUAAAAAAAAACCCAACCUGAAAUGCGCUUUACGUCAUCCGUUGUUGCGCUUUAAUGCCAUUUACAUGUCAUGUAUUUUAGCUGAUGUUUAUGAAAUGCGUGUGUUUAUGUAAUUUGUCAAUCCAAGACUCUUUCAAGAAUCUCUUGAGUACAAAGUGAGCCUCCUGAGAAAUCACCUUAUCCUGUUAAUAGAAUAUCAGUUUUCAAACUCGUUCAGUAUAUGAAACACUACUAGCAGGCACAAAGAGGUGCUAGAAGGAUGGAGAAGCGGUGUGAAGAUGUGGUCAAUACAGCCUGGCAAGAGAGUGAAGAGGUAGCUGCCUGUAACACACGCUGGAAGUUGUAGAUCGCAAUUAAAUUAACCACAGUUCGUGUACGUGUACGUCUCACAAUCAACUUAACUACAAUGCAUGCACGUGUCGCAAAAUUUAAGUGCAAUCUAGUUACAUUUGGAGUAAGUGUAUGUGUUGCAGUCAAGUUACAGUUCGUGUACGUGUACCAGUCACUACUAACUUCGGUACACGUACAUGCUGGGAAUAACAAACGUACUAUUGUAGAUGUAUGAUGUAAAUAUACUACAAACCAACUAAUAUCAAUGAACAUUUACAAUACACCAAAUGGUAAUUUAUCUGAACUGAAAUUGAUCAAACUAUUUCGAAAUUUGUUAGAUUCAUUAAACUGAUUGCCUAGAUGACCUUAAUUAAUUUAUAGCUUUUUAAGUCCUAAAAAUAACAAUAAUUUUAAAAAGUAUUAUACAAAAUAAUUAUAAUAAUUUAAAAGUAUAUAUCAAAAACUUGCCUUAACAUCAUUUAAACUCUUUAAUGCAAAUUACACAUUGAAUACAUGUGCGUGUCAUUGCUAUCAAAGGUUAUUAUCGGCUGACUGCAAAAUAAACGUUUGUCGCCAU
Messenger RNA from Gigantopelta aegis, 7196 nucleotides. RefSeq lists its product as uncharacterized. Gene Ontology annotation, biological process: regulation of apoptotic process. The record is from RefSeq and is a predicted model, not a curated record. NCBI's taxonomy places the organism in Eukaryota, Metazoa, Mollusca, Gastropoda, Neomphalida, Peltospiridae. The coding region runs from base 967 to 4716 and encodes 1249 amino acids. The transcript has 6 exons.